UGUGAAAGGACUUAACAAGGGAUCUUUAAAUCAGCACAAAACGCCUGGAAAACCAAAACAUUUGGGGAAUUGAUUGUAUCAGAAAUACUUACUUGGACGGACAGGAGGAAUUAACAGAGGCCCUUUUCUAUUUUGAAAUUGUUCUUCACGCUUUGCUAUCAUCAUGGACUCCUCUCCAGUCCUUCGUCAGCAAAGUCAGAACAAAAUCCACAGUGACUUUCUGAGAAUGAAGAAUGAACAUAACAAAAUGCCAGCACACUCCAAGCCUACGAAACCCCUCUCUGAACCUCACCUUCUCAAGCAGGAUGUGGAGAACAAGCAUCCAGGAAACUCAGACGUGGGCAGGAAGGCACCUGUGCGACCAGGUGUAAGUAGGCUUCCAGUGCUCGCAAAGUCCCUUCGUCUUCAGACUCCCUCCGACUUCAGUCAGUCUCACUGUAGGUGGGAGGAGAAACCUCUGGCUGGCAAAGCUAGGAAUAAAAAGCCAUGCACCCGGCAUGUACCUUUCAACCUGUCGCAGUCAAAGAGCUCAAGAGUGGCCACUGAAAAUCAACAGCCCCUAAUUGUUUCACAAUCGAGGACUGGCACUUGCGCUGUCCAACCUGAUAACAAUGUACGCAACACUCGUCUAAAAACCCAAAACAUUAACGCAAAGCCGACUACACGUGCUGCUACGUUAAACAGUAAUAUGGACUCAACAAAAGCUUCAGGGCGGUUCAACGGAAAGGCUACGGAAGAGACAACCCAGCUGUCAGGACAGUCUGGGCCUUCCAACAAGUUUAAGACUUCAGGCACUUUGUCCCAUCCCCUGUCAUCCAUUCAUAACAACACUACGCAUCAAAACAGGGCUGCCACUUCUGCACAGGCUGCUUUUAAUGCAGAAGCCUGUUUGGAUAACAUGAACCUGCUCAGUCUCAAAGAUCCAAGCAAGACAUCCCAUACUAGCCAAGACAUGCCGCUGACUGCUCAGGGCAAUUUUUCCAAAGGUUCAACAGACAAAGAGGACGACUUUCAGACUGACCAUGCGGCAUUGCACAGUAUCCUCCAGAAUGAGGUAAAUGCCACAGGUCUGGGAUCUGCGACUCCACAGUCCAAACCCUAUAACUAUCUGCCCCAGCGAGUGUCUGUCAUGAAGAGUCGACAAAAAGCUGGACCCGCUAGAGGAUCAGUGAAGCAGGUGCAGUUCACCCCCGACUCCGCUGCACUGCAAAGUAUCCUGCAGAACGAGGGGGUGAAGGUCGGAGGGCCUGCGGGUGCCACGCCCCAAAUCUCUGUCCGUCCGUCAGGCAGAGGCACUUCAAUCUACACACCUCAGAGAGUCCCGGUUAAAAAGAAUCGUGCAGAGGCGACCGGAAGACCAGCAGCAGUAGCAGUCAAAGAGACUCCGCUGAAGGAAUGGACUCCACAGAGAGUCCGUGACACCAGGCAUCAGCCCAUGUCUGCUAUGAAAUGGCAUCAGUCGUCACCAUACGGCAGCACCCGGGGGCUGCGGCACUGCAAAACCAACCUUCAGCCGCGCCAGGAGGAGGUCAUCCAGAGAUUAUUUGAUGAUCAAGAGGACGAGCAGAGCACGAAUGUGACAGAUGGAGAUCCUGAGACACAAGCAGAGCAGCUCCCAGUUCAAGCCACAACUCCUAAAUCCCACUGCGAAGAAAAGGUAGAGACGAGCAGGGCCAACAGCAACGAGGAUGAGGAGCAGAGGAUUCUGGGAGGACAACCUUUCCUCCAAGAACCGCAAAGAGAAUCUGUCAUUUUUUUCUCAACGGGCAAAAGCCUGCUGAGAGUCGCACGCUUUGAGCAGCAGGAGAGCUCAUCUCAUUAUGAGCAGCAUGGCCUGGCUUUGUCUGAACAGAGAAAGGCGCUGCCAGCACAUGAAGAGACGUCAUCUGCGUCAGAACCAACCCGUCAGAUCAACCCUUCUGUUCAGAGUCUGCACAGAGACCUCCAUGUUCAAAAGACUUGUUCUGUGGCGAUGCUGCGUAAGCAUCUUCCUGCUCUGCAGGAGCUGCGCAUGGAUGAGGAGGUGGCCACCUACACCUCUGUGUCUGACUCGGCUGCACCCAGUAUUCUCCCCCCACGGCCACGCUGUGGAAACCCACUGGCCUCCACCCUGCUCUUUGAAGAGUCCUCUAGAUUUGUUCCAAUUGGCUGCGGUCUCUCGUCUGACCCCUCUUCUCCAUGGAGCUCCCCACUGCAGGAGAGAUGACUUACACUACAAGUUUAUUAUUUGUUUGUUUUCUGUGUGGUUGUUUACUGUGAAUAUCCAGAAUGGAUAAGCUUAGUCUAGUGUACUGAUGAGACUUUUUUUUAAAUGCAACUGUUCAAUAAAGCCAGCCUUAAAACAGGUCAAAAAAAUGCUGCUAGUAUAGUGUUUUAGAAACCCAUCAGCCUUUUCUGUCUUAAUAAAUGUUUACGAUGCUUUCUAAAGAUAAAUAAAUGCUAUUUCUGUUAAAUAAUGCAUCUUUUAUGUUGCAGGCACUCUGGACUUGAUCAGUGUAGUAUACAUAUAGAUUAGGAUGGCUCAAAGCAUUGUUAUUAGUACUUUUUUAACAAGCCAGACUCUUCUUGUGUGGAUUGAUUUAAUGUUCUUGAUGUACAGUGUUUAUAAUAAAUUUCUAUUUGUUACUGCCUGGA
Molecule: messenger RNA, 2634 nt
Organism: Chelmon rostratus (copperband butterflyfish)
Lineage: Eukaryota; Metazoa; Chordata; Actinopteri; Chaetodontiformes; Chaetodontidae
Product: trophinin associated protein
Exons: 14
Coding region: 164-2206 (680 amino acids)
Source: RefSeq, a predicted model, not a curated record